Aureobasidium musti is the source of this 2766-nucleotide messenger RNA. Lineage: Eukaryota; Fungi; Ascomycota; Dothideomycetes; Dothideales; Saccotheciaceae. The record is from the annotation of a GenBank genome assembly.
AUGUCUGAUGAAUGGCUCCAAGAGAUGAGCCAGCGAGUAAGCACUGAUUUACGUACUGUUCAGAAGGCAGUGUUUGAAGAAUUACUUGACGACGAAAGUUACGUUCCUGAGGUAUUUUUGUCUCGCGCAUCCGCUCGCCGCAACCCAUGGAUUAUUCCUGAGGACGAAAACAGCAUUCGACAAGUCAAUCUGGCGUCUAUCUCCGAUCUGUCUGAAGGCGCGAUAGGGUCGAUCCCUAGCCUGCCAGCCAGCAAGGACACCAUUUCAAGCGAAUUGAUCCACCUUGUCAUCGUUGCAGACUUUGACUCUGAAGCUGGUCAGAGUAUGCUUUCUGACCUCAUUGCCUUGCGCAAGGAAGAAUAUGAUCAGGUCGAGAUUCUGCUCAUCCACAACGCUGACAAAGAGUUGUCAACCUCGAGCUUUGCAGUUGACUUGUUUAAGACUAUGAUGUUGGGCCCUGUCGUCUCUUUGGAUGCCUUGGAAGCACUGAUGUCGAAGAAGAAGGUUGAUGUUUCUGAAGAAGACGUUGUCGCAGCCCAGGCAUUCUGGUCAUCAGCUGACAGAUUCAUCAAUGAUAUCGGCUUCAGAAGAGGCGAGCAAGGUAUCUUGGUGGCAGGUAGGGUUGUUGGACCACUGCCAUCAUUUGAAGGAUUCGACCGCGAUGACUUCAUGACGCUGUUGUCGUAUGAGCGCAUGAAGCGUCUGAUGCCAGCAGCGCAAGCCAUUAAGGGUGUCAACAUAUUAGACAAGGCUAACACUGCUUUGUCAUUCUCAAAAUUGUCGAACCUGAUUGCGCUGUCAUCGAAAUCAGAUAUCCCUGAAGGCAUGUUUGAUGCUUCUCCUCCUGCUAGAGCAGACAUCUUUAAUGGCUGGACUGGCUCGCACACGCUCAUCGAGCGUGGUGAUCCUGAGACUGCAACCAUCCAAAUUGUUGCCGCUGUAGACCCAGCAUCCGAGAUUGCUCAACGUUGGGUGCCCAUUCUCAAGGUCCUUUCUGAGCUCUCUGGUGUUCAUCUGCGUCUAUAUCUCAAUCCCAAGGAAAGACUUGACGAGCUACCUGUCAAGCGUUUCUACCGACAUGUGCUGGAGUCGAAGCCUAGAUUCGAUAAGCAAGGCUCUCUCGAAGGUUCUCUGGCUCGCUUUGAAGGUCUUCCAGCAGAUGCUCUUCUUACAAUGGCCAUGGACAUGCCGCCUGCAUGGCUUGUUGCGCCCAAGGACAGUAUUCAUGACCUCGACAACAUCAAGUUGAGCUCGACACAAGGAAGGGACAUUGAGGCAACCUAUGAGCUUGAGAGCAUUUUGAUUGAAGGUCACUCCAGGGAUGUCACUAUUGGAACUGCACCUAGAGGAGCUCAGCUUGUGCUCGGUACGAACAAAGACCAGCACUUUGCCGACACCAUCAUCAUGGCAAACCUUGGAUACUUCCAAUUCAAGGCGAACCCAGGCUUCUACAACCUCACUUUACAGAAAGGAAGAAGCGAGGAAAUCUUCAAGAUCGAUAGUGCUGGAACUCUAGGCUACAGUCCCCAGACAGGUGAUGAGACGACCGAGAUUGCUCUUACCAGUUUCCGAGGUGCUACCAUCUUCCCUCGGCUUUCUCGCAGAGCUGGCAUGGAAGAUGAAGAUGUUCUGGAAAGUGCAAAGACGACCACAGACCAUCUUACCGACAAGGCCGAUAAACUUCUUGCCAAAGUUGGUCUAGGCAGCGUGAAAUCCAGCGAUGUCCUCUCCAAAGCCCAGAAAUUUGGAUCUGGCUUGCUUUCCGGAUCGACUGGCUCUACCACCGACAUCUCGACUCUGCCACAUGCCGACAUCAACAUUUUCUCAGUCGCCUCUGGCCAUCUUUACGAACGCAUGCUCAACAUCAUGAUGCUCUCCGUCACCAAGCACACUUCCCACACCGUAAAAUUCUGGUUCAUCGAACAAUUCCUGUCUCCCUCAUUCAAAGCCUUUUUGCCCAUCAUGGCCGAAGAAUACAACUUCCGCUACGAAAUGGUAACCUACAAAUGGCCACACUGGCUACGAUCCCAAAAAGAAAAACAACGCGAGAUUUGGGGUUACAAAAUCUUGUUUCUGGACGUGCUGUUUCCGCUAGACCUCGACAAGGUGAUUUUCGUGGAUGCGGAUCAGAUUGUCAGGACAGAUAUGUAUGAACUCGUGACUUGGGAUUUACAAGGCGCGCCUUAUGGCUUUACUCCCAUGUGCGACUCCCGCACCUCGAUGGAAGGGUUCCGCUUCUGGAAACAAGGAUACUGGAAAAACUUCCUCAGGGGCUUGCCUUACCACAUCUCUGCUUUAUACGUUGUGGAUUUGGUGCGGUUCCGUCAAAUGGCAGCCGGAGACCGUUUACGCCAACAAUACCAUCAGUUAUCCGCAGACCCAAACUCUCUGUCCAACUUGGACCAGGACUUGCCGAAUCACAUGCAACAUGUUCUUCCCAUCCACAGUUUACCUCAAGAAUGGCUAUGGUGCGAAACCUGGUGUAGCGACGAAACCCUCAGCGUAGCACGCACCAUCGACCUGUGCAACAAUCCCCAAACCAAAGAACCCAAGCUUGAAAGAGCGAGACGACAGGUUCCAGAAUGGACGAUCUAUGAUGAUGAGAUUGCGGCUCUGGCGCAGAGGAAGGUUGGAGAUGGCAAAAGUCCUAUUGCUGGAGACGCGAGUGGUAAGGGUAUUCAGGCGGAGAUGCAGGAGGCGGAUGCUCGUGCUCAGAAGGAAGAAAAUGAGAGGAAGGAGAAGCAGAAGGGGCAUGAUGAGUUGUAG